Cajanus cajan (pigeon pea) is the source of this 1551-nucleotide messenger RNA. RefSeq lists its product as uncharacterized. Gene Ontology annotation, biological process: transmembrane transport. The record is from RefSeq and is a predicted model, not a curated record. Gene Ontology annotation, molecular function: transmembrane transporter activity. Lineage: Eukaryota; Viridiplantae; Streptophyta; Magnoliopsida; Fabales; Fabaceae. Gene Ontology annotation, cellular component: membrane.
GAAGUGAAAGUGAUUGAUUGGACUAUGCAGUGAGUGUCAGCAAUAAUUGACGGCUGAAACUCAAGACGACAUUGCUUCAUAUGCUGUUUAGUUUCUGCUCUUUCACUUUCUCAACCACCCAACACAACACAACACACAUUCCCUCCCUUUCUUCUAAUCUAAUUAGAACAAACACAACAAACACCCUUUCAGUUGCCAAACCAAAUACCAUGUUCCAUUUUCGCAGGAUUUGUACCCCAAAAACGUUAAUAGGCCUUGGCUUGGGACAGUUUCUUUCUCUUCUCAUAACUUCCACCGCUUUCACUUCUUCUGAAUUGGCUAAAAAAGGAAUUAAUGCUCCAACUUCACAGUCGUUUCUGAACUAUGUGUUCUUGGCGGUUGUCUAUGGAAGUACUCUCCUAUACCGAAGGGAAACACUCAAGGCAAAAUGGUACUAUUAUAUAGUUCUCGGAUUGGUUGAUGUAGAAGCAAAUUUUCUUGUUGUGAAGGCGUACCAAUACACCUCACUUACAAGUGUGAUGCUGCUUGACUGCUGGUCAAUCCCAUCCGUUAUGCUUCUUACAUGGCUUUUCUUGAAAACAAAAUAUAGGUUCAAAAAGAUUACUGGUGUAGUUGUUUGUGUUGCUGGCCUUGUCCUGGUUGUGUUUUCUGACGUCCAUGCAGGUGACCGUGCAGGUGGAAGCAAUCCUCGUAAAGGGGACAUUCUUGUUAUCGCUGGUGCUACCUUGUAUGCAAUCAGUAAUGUCAGUGAGGAAUUUCUGGUGAAAAAUGCUGAUAGAGUAGAGCUCAUGGCAAUGUUGGGUCUCUCUGGUGGCAUUAUCAGUGCUAUUCAAAUAAGCAUACUUGAGCGCAAUGAACUUAAAUCGAUUCAUUGGUCGGCUGAGGCAGCGCUUCCUUUCGUUGGAUUUGCAGUGGCCAUGUUUAUGUUCUACUCUUUAGUCCCUGUUCUGCUUAAGAUCAAUGGUUCUACCAUGCUAAAUCUGUCUCUGUUGACCUCAGACAUGUGGGCUGUCUUAAUUCGCAUUUUUGCUUACCAUGAGAAGGUUGAUUGGAUGUACUUUGUGGCCUUUGGUGCCGUAACCGUUGGACUUAUCAUCUAUUCUGGAGGGGACAGAGAUGAGGAUCAGCACCCUCCAAAUGCUGCUGAUGAUCUUCACCCUGCAGUCAAACAAGAUGAGGAAGCCAAUUCAGGAAAUCAUAGCAAAGGAACUGUGGCUGGAAGCUCAAAAACAUGGGUAGCUUAGUAUAGACCUACAGGCUCAUACACCAAAAACCAAGAGGAAGAGUCUCCAUCAAGAAAAUGGAGACUCUUCUAAAUUUAUUUUGUAUUGGUAGCUCCUCCAAGAGCAAGAGGAAAAAGUUCCUUCAGAUGCUACUCUUGUUCACACGUCUUGUAAUUUAAAGGAUGCUCUAAUUUUCGUUAGAUGGAGUUUUGAGAAACUCUUCAUUAUGUAGAGAUCAAUAGGCAGUUUUUUAGCCAGUGUGUUGCUAAUUUUAUGUUAUUUGCCGAAAGAAAAAUAAUCUAAAGAAAUAGAAAACUUUUGGAGACAA